AUGGUGGCUCCCUGGGAUGACCUGGGCUCCCUGCUGCGGCCUCGAACUAAAUCAAAAACUCUGCAGAGCUGGAAAGGCUCGACUCCCUCCUUAUUUUCUCUCCAUAGCCGACCGACUUUGCGCUCGACGGCUCUUACCGCUUCUAACGCGGUGGGCAUGGGGCUUCAGCGGGAACUCCCCUCAGACUCCUAUCUCAGAGCCGGGCGACGAUGCUUCCCGCCGAGAGCCCUGUGGUGGGGCCGGAGCGGGCGGCCGAGCCCCGAGACUGGGAGGAGCCGAGGCCGGCCCCAUGCAUCCGGCCUGGCGCCGAGAACCGCGGAAGCCCUCUGGCCCGGGGGAAGAAUGAGCGGCAGCGGCGGGGCUGGUUCCAUGAGCCCGGCAGGUCGGGGAGGGGCGCAGCGGGGUGCAAGCGGAGAGUCAGGGUUGCGGCCGGGCUCCAGCCGUGCGCGGGUAGGCCUCCUGGAUGAGGAGGGCUUUUUAGGGCUAGGUGUGAAGGAGGGCUUUGCUGCCGGAACGGUUUUCUCUAAUGCUGCCCGCAGAGGCUCAGGGGGCGAAAAUACGAAGGAUAUUCUCGUGAUAUAUGAACAUGAAGCAGAAGAGUGGGCUAUGUAUUUGAAAUCUCUUUUUGGACACAUAGUGAAAGAAGAAGGAAUCUUACUUUACAAUUGUAAGACUUCAUCUUUCAAGCACCAGAAGCUAUUCUCUUUACCCUGUUAUAAAUGUAAAGUCCUGAUACUGUCAUGUGGGCUUCUUAACUGCCUGAAUCGCAAGAGAAGUCAUUUUCUGGAGCAAAUUCUAAAACCUCCAGAUAAUGUGGUGAUUCUACUUUGUGGGGUAGAGAAUUCGGAGAUUCUUUAUGAGAUACUGACUUUGGAUGGAGGCAGCAAAGAAAUUUCCGCUGAUCAGGAACCUGAGGAAUAUCUCUCUGUUGUUACUGGAAUUAUUCAACCAGGUAAGCCACAGAAAGAAAAUCCUGGAUACCCUUUGUCUUAUGUCUACGAAGCAGUUCUUGCAGAUGAUCACCAGAUUAGCUCUGAUGUUAACUUGUCAGAUGUCAAGGGAGCAUUGAAAAAAACAGACAGUUUUAAAACAGAGAUACUUUCUGAAACAUUAGAAACUAAUAAGCAGUCAAUACUGGUGCUUCCAGGAAGAAUAUCAUGUGAGAACCCUGGUGAAAUAUUCAUUUUGUUGAAAGAUGAAAUAGACGAUGAAACUUUAGAAAUUGAAUUCAUAGCAGAUAAUCAACGAAUUAGGACAAAGCCAGCCUCUUGGAGUAAGAAGGUCAAGUACGUGAAAGCCUUGAAUUUUCCUGCUGGCCCUGUCUAUAUAAAUGUCUAUUGUGGAGGAGUCAUUAAGACCAUAGCACAGAUAGAGUACUAUACUGCCCUAGAAGAGAUUGAACACAUUUUUAAGAAAGUGGCUAAUCCAAUAGCUUUCACCUGUCAGACUUCUAAAUUUUCUUCUGUGGAGAAGAUGGACAAUAUUCUGACUUUGUUACUGAAAAGCAAACUAUCUACUUAUGAAUUCAGCCCAUUCCAAAUUGAAGAAUACCUUCAACAAGCUAGUAGUCAUUCGGAAGAAUUUCGUACUCUCCUUCACUGUGCAGCCAGAUUUGGAUUAAAGAAUCUUGCAGCAUUUCUACUUACUCGUUCUGAGGCCACGUGGGCUUGCAAAGUAACCAAUAAAUAUGGAGACGAUCCGGCAAGUAUCGCUGAGAAACAUGGGCAGAGGGAACUAAGAAAAUUAAUCCAAGACUUUUCUAUCAAUACAGCAGAUAAUUUCCCCAGUUGCAAGGAGGAAGCAGAAGACGAUGACACUUAUGUGCUUAUGUCAGGUUCAGAGACUCCACCAGCCAUGACAUUAAAAGCCAAGCAGAACCUAGGAGAUCAAUAUGGAAUUGGAUCGAGAUGCCAACAGGAAGCAGAGACGGAUGAAGAAAAGAAAGAUGAUGUGGAAGACAGCAGAGAGGAGACAAAACAUGAAGAUCAAGAAGAGGAAGAUUCAAACAGCUUUUACUACAGUCCUGACGAUUUGUAUGCCAGCAUACCCAAAGAUCUCAAAGAGAACAGAAGAGAUUGCUUUUUCUAUAAGAGGCCACCUUCUCCUCCCCCUCGAAAUCUGCCUGGCAGCCUAAGACAGGAUGAUCUGCACAAUGCAUCACAAGAGAGGAAUUUUGUAGAGGACCAAAGUGAAAGAGAACAUGGUGAUGGACUUUUAACAGCAUGCUACAGAGAAGACAAAGAAAUGCAUGAGGAAGAGGAUGAGGAGGAAUACCCAUAUGCUUUUGCAAAACUGGAUGACUCUGUGUAUGAUUUCAUACUGGCUGAGGUGGAGGAGGAGAGAAGGAAAGAAUUCAGAUCUUUUAUCGCAAACAGGCCACCAGCCCCUGCCCCUCGUCCCAUAUGUUCACCGGUCAGAGAGGUCGGCACUCCCUAUAUAGUACAAGUGUUUCAGCAGAAGGCCACUCGAGCGCCCAGUGACAAUGACAGGACGUACUGCAAUGCCAGGAAACCUGCAGCACACAGAGGCCACACUGACACAAGGACUGAUAGCGCUGUGAAACACAGUAUCCCUGCUGAACAGGAAGAACUCAUCCACUUGCAAGAGCAGGUGAAAAAAGGGACAAUUUCUGUGGAUGAGGUCUUUGACAGAUUUAAACAGCGGCAGAAUGAAAAACAGAGACUACAGUCCACUCAACAGGAAAAAGUGCACCACCUUAGAGAUACCACUGUUGGAAACAGACUAGAAAAGGAACAUGUGAACGUCCCUAAGGAAAGCAGACCGGAGAGCAUUUCUUUUCGAGACUUUUUGUUCCACAUGCCAUUUAAUAAAGUGUCUCCAACUAGGAACCUAACAGACAAGGAACAGAUGCCUAAUUAGCAGAGUGCAGUUCCUCAGCUCCCUCUGCUUAGCCUCUCGCAGUCCCUAAGCUGCACGUCUGUGACAUGGCCCCUGCGCCCAUUGCUGCACUUGGCAUCUCUCAGAACAAGUCCAGGAUCGCUAAAGCAGAUUAAUAAGGCUUCUUAUAAAGUCUGAAGUUUACAGUUUUUUUCUUUGCUAGUCUUUUUUUUUUUC
Molecule: messenger RNA, 3075 nt
Organism: Colius striatus (speckled mousebird)
Lineage: Eukaryota; Metazoa; Chordata; Aves; Coliiformes; Coliidae
Gene: BANK1
Product: B cell scaffold protein with ankyrin repeats 1
Exons: 18
Coding region: 1-2880 (959 amino acids)
Biological process (GO): negative regulation of phosphatidylinositol 3-kinase/protein kinase B signal transduction; negative regulation of B cell activation; B cell activation
Molecular function (GO): signaling receptor binding; protein tyrosine kinase binding
Source: RefSeq, a predicted model, not a curated record